GUGUCUAGCGGGAUCGCUUGCUUGGUAACCCGGAGGGAGAGAUUGGAAACCGCGGAGUUUCCUUUGGGAGGCUGCGGCCAGCCGGGGCUGACUUGUUAUGUUGGGCUCCGGAGGCCGUUAAGAGCCGAGAGAGACAUGAGGUGUCUCUGAAGCCCGGUCGCCUGGGCCAUGAAGAAGAUUUUUAGUAAGAAGGGCGAGUCGCCCUUGGGCUCCUUCGCGCGGCGGCAGAGGAGCAGCGCGGGAGGCGGGGGCGAGCCGGGGGAGGGCGCCUACUCGCAGCCCGGCUACCACGUCCGAGACCGAGAUCUCGGCAAGAUCCACAAAGCUGCCAGCGCGGGUAAUGUGGCGAAAGUGCAGCAGAUCCUUUUGCUCAGGAAGAAUGGCUUGAACGAUAGAGACAAGAUGAACAGGACGGCUCUACAUUUGGCCUGUGCCAAUGGUCAUCCAGAAGUAGUAACUCUCCUGGUGGACAGAAAAUGCCAGCUCAAUGUCUGUGACAACGAAAACAGGACAGCUCUGAUGAAGGCUGUACAAUGCCAGGAAGAGAAAUGUGCAACUAUUCUGCUAGAACAUGGUGCUGAUCCAAAUCUUGCGGAUGUCCAUGGCAACACUGCUCUUCACUAUGCUGUCUAUAAUGAGGACAUAUCAGUAGCAACAAAGCUGCUUUUGUAUGAUGCAAAUAUUGAAGCAAAAAACAAGGAUGACCUCACACCACUUUUACUUGCAGUAAGUGGAAAAAAGCAGCAAAUGGUGGAAUUUUUAAUAAAGAAAAAAGCAAAUGUAAAUGCAGUAGAUAAGUUGGAAAGCAGUCACCAACUAAUUUCAGAAUAUAAAGAAGAAAGGAUACCUAAACAUUCUUCUCAAAAUAGUAAUUCAGUGGAUGAAAGCUCUGAAGACUCCUUAAGCAGGCUUUCUGGCAAACCGGGUGUUGAUGAUUCAUGGCCUACCUCAGAUGACGAAGACCUCAAUUUUGAUACUAAGAAUGUCCCAAAACCAAGCUUAGCAAAGCUAAUGACUGCUUCUCAGCAAUCCAGGAAAAAUUUAGAAGCAACAUAUGGCACUGUGAGAACAGGAAAUAGAACUUUGUUUGAGGAUAGAGAUUCCGAUAGUCAAGAUGAAGUUGUGGUUGAAAGCCUUCCUACAACAUCAAUCAAAGUCCAGUGCUUUUCUCAUCCUACCUAUCAAUCACCUGACCUUCUUCCAAAACCUUCCCACAAGUCGUUAGCAAACCCUGGUCUUAUGAAGGAAGAACCAACAAAGCCAGGCAUUGCAAAAAAAGAAAAUGGUAUUGAUAUUAUUGAAAGUGCUCCACUAGAGCAAACAAAUAAUGACAAUUUGACUUAUGUUGAUGAAGUGCACAAAAAUAAUAGAAGUGAUAUGAUGUCCGCAUUAGGAUUAGGACAAGAGGAAGAUAUAGAAUCACCUUGGGAUUCUGAGAGUAUCUCUGAGAAUUUUCCACAGAAGUAUGUUGAUCCUUUAGCUGGGGCUGCAGACGGAAAAGAAAAAAAUAUAGGAAAUGAACAAGCAGAAGAUGUGUUUUAUAUACCUUCUUGCAUGAGUGGAUCAAGAAACUUUAAGAUGGCUAAACUAGAGGAUACAAGAAAUCAUGCUCACAUUGAGUCUCCUGAGAGAUAUCUUCACUUGAAGCCUACCAUUGAAAUGAAAGAUUCUGUUCCAAAUAAAGCAGGAGGAAUGAAGGAUGUACAAACAUCCAAAGCAGCUGAACAUGACUUAGAAGUAGCAUCAGAAGAAGAGCAAGAAAGGGAAGGGAGUGAAAAUAACCAGCCACAGGAUAAAGUUAUUUUAAAAACAUGCACCCUGACAGAAAAGACAUCUGAAAAACAAAACAAGCAAAUUAAUCGUCCACUUUCAUGUCUGCAAAAGAUGUCUCAAGAACCAGAACUGAAUAAGGAGUGUGAUAGAGAGGAUGUAUCUGUAUAUUCAGGACUUCCUUGUGUGCAAAAUGAUGAAGAAAUGUGGACCAAACAAGGCAAAUUAGAGUGGAAAAAUAACUUAAAACUCAUCACAAAUGAGUUAAAGCAGAGCUGUGGUGAAACUUGUGAAAAAUACAAAAUUACUGCUUCUCCUGGGGAAGAGUCACUACAUGAUAACUCUAAAGGAGGCACAAACUUAAAGGAAAUACCUUCUUCUUUGACAAAUAAUAUACUUGAUUGCGAUGAAAAAGAUUCUCCUGUCUCUGUACUAUUCCAGGCAUUGCCUGAACAAAAAGUACUCAGUCUCGAAAAUGGCUUUUCAUUUCCUUCAUACUCUGGGUCCCCAGAAUAUGCUUGCCAGUCAUCUUCUAAGCCUUAUUUAAAUGAAAAUAAAUUAGGCCAUGAAAAUGUUAACAAACCAGACACUGAACAUGUUUUUAACACAGAUGAGAAUUUUUAUAAUGAUACAGAAAAUAAAAAAGUAAGGAACCCAGAAGUAGUUACAGGUGUAAUGAAAGAAGAGUUUGAUAAGACAAAAAAUAUGAACCGAAAUACCACUAACUGGAAAUUAGACAUCAGACGUGUGCCUCAGUAUAGUGAUCCAAAAAGACCUUUUGAUUUGAUCUGCUCCAAAGAAAUGAAUCAUAUGUUUCACAUAAAAAGGCAUAGUAUUUCUGCUGGUACAGACGCUUACAAGAAAACAAAACCAAUACAGAACUUGUUCCAGAAGCCAUUAUAUGAUCAUUGCAGUGCUAAUAACUAUAAAAGCAUGGAACCUGAAUUAGAAAAUGUGAGGUCUUCUCCACCACGUGGUGACAGAACAUCAAAAGUAUCUCUAAAAGAAGAAUUACAGCAAGAUAUGCAAAGGUUUAAAAAUGAGAUAGGCAUGUUAAAAGUAGAGUUCCAGGCUUUGGAGAAAGAAAAAGUCCAACUUCAAAAAGAGGUUGAAGAAGAAAGGAAAAAACACAGAAAUAAUGAAAUGGAAGUAUCAGCAAACAUACAUGAUGGUGCUACUGAUGAUGCUGAAGAUGAUGAUGAUGAUGAUGGAUUAAUUCAAAAAAGAAAGAGUGGAGAAACUGAUCAUCAGCAAUUUCCCAGGAAGGAAAAUAAAGAGUAUGCUAGUAGUGGUCCUGCCUUGCAAAUGAAGGAAGUAAAGAGCACUGAAAAAGAAAAACGGACCUCGAAAGAAUCUGUGAAUUCACCAGUGUUUGGGAAGGCCAGUUUACUAACUGGUGGCCUGCUACAAGUGGAUGAUGACAGCAGUUUAAGUGAAAUAGAUGAGGAUGAAGGAAGGCCUACUAAGAAAACAUCUAAUGAAAAGAACAAGGUCAAAAACCAAAUACAGUCUAUGGAUGAUGUUGAUGACUUAACUCAGUCAUCUGAAACAGCCUCAGAGGAUUGUGAGCUACCCCACUCUAGUUACAAGAAUUUUAUGUUGCUCAUUGAACAACUUGGAAUGGAGUGUAAAGAUUCUGUUAGCCUAUUGAAAAUCCAGGAUGCAGCUCUUUCAUGUGAAAGAUUAUUAGAACUUAAAAAAAAUCACUGUGAACUACUUACAGUAAAAAUUAAAAAAAUGGAAGACAAGGUUAAUGUACUACAAAGGGAGCUAUCUGAAACAAAAGAAAUAAAAUCACAGUUAGAGCAUCAAAAAGUUGAAUGGGAACGAGAACUGUGCUCUUUGAGAUUUAGCUUAAACCAAGAAGAAGAGAAGAGAAGAAAUGCUGAUACGUUGUAUGAAAAAAUUAGGGAACAGUUAAGAAGAAAAGAAGAGCAAUAUAGGAAAGAAGUUGAAGUGAAACAACAGCUUGAACUGAGUCUCCAAACACUGGAGAUGGAAUUGAGGACUGUAAAAAGUAAUUUGAAUCAGGUCGUUCAAGAGCGAAAUGACGCUCAGAGGCAACUUUCUCGAGAACAGAAUGCCAGAAUGUUACAAGAUGGAAUUCUGACCAAUCACCUUUCCAAACAAAAGGAGAUUGAAAUGGCUCAAAAGAAAAUGAAUUCUGAGAAUUCUCAUAGUCAUGAAGAAGAAAAAGACCUAUCGCAUAAAAAUAGCAUGUUGCAGGAAGAAAUUGCUAUGCUAAGACUAGAAAUAGACACAAUAAAAAAUCAAAACCAGGAAAAAGAAAAGAAAUGUUUUGAGGACCUUAAAAUUGUAAAAGAAAAGAAUGAAGACCUUCAGAAGACUAUAAAACAGAAUGAGGAAACAUUAACACAAACAAUAUCCCAGUAUAAUGGACGGCUUAGUGUUCUGACAGCUGAGAAUGCAAUGCUAAAUUCUAAACUGGAGAAUGAAAAGCAAAGCAAGGAAAGACUGGAAGCAGAAGUUGAAUCAUACCAUUCUAGAUUGGCUGCUGCUAUACAUGAUCGUGAUCAAAGUGAGACAUCAAAAAGAGAACUAGAACUUGCUUUCCAGAGAGCAAGAGAUGAAUGUUCUCGUUUACAGGACAAAAUGAAUUUUGAUGUGUCUAACCUAAAAGAUAACAAUGAGAUUCUUUCUCAACAACUAUUUAAAACUGAAAGUAAACUCAAUAGCCUAGAAAUUGAGUUCCAUCACACGAGAGAUGCCCUCAGAGAAAAGACUUUGGGUUUAGAACGGGUACAAAAGGACCUAAGCCAAACACAGUGUCAAAUGAAGGAAAUGGAACAAAAGUAUCAAAAUGAACAAGUUAAAGUGAAUAAAUACAUUGGAAAGCAGGAGUCUGUAGAGGAGAGAUUGUCUCAACUACAAAGUGAGAAUAUGUUGCUUCGACAACAACUGGAUGAUGCCCACAACAAGGCUGACAAUAAAGAGAAGACAGUGAUUAAUAUCCAAGACCAGUUUCAUGCUAUUGUGCAAAAACUUCAAGCUGAGAGUGAAAAGCAAAGUCUUCUGCUAGAAGAAAGAAAUAAGGAGUUAAUCAGUGAAUGUAAUCACUUAAAAGAAAGACAGUAUCAAUAUGAAAAUGAAAAGGCAGAAAGAGAAGUUGUUGUGAGACAACUUCAACAAGAACUAGCUGAUACCCUAAAAAAACAAUCUAUGUCAGAGGCUUCACUGGAGGUUACGUCACGUUAUCGUAUUAAUUUAGAAGAUGAGACACAGGAUUUAAAGAAGAAAUUAGGUCAAAUCAGAAAUCAAUUGCAAGAAGCACAGGAUCGACAUACAGAAGCUGUCAGAUGUGCUGAGAAGAUGCAAGAUCACAAGCAAAAGCUUGAAAAAGAUAAUGCCAAGUUAAAAGUUACAGUCAAAAAGCAAAUGGACAAAAUUGAGGAGCUUCAGAAAAACCUGUUAAAUGCAAAUUUGUCUGAAGAUGAAAAGGAACAAUUAAAGAAACUUAUGGAAUUAAAACAGUCACUGGAAUGUAAUUUGGAUCAAGAAAUGAAGAAAAAUGUUGAAUUAGAAAGAGAGAUAACUGGAUUUAAGAACCUCUUAAAAAUGACAAGAAAGAAGUUAAAUGAAUAUGAAAAUGGAGAAUUUAGUUUCCAUGGAGAUUUAAAAACUAGUCAAUUUGAAAUGGAUAUUCAGAUUAAUAAGCUAAAACAUAAGAUUGAUGAUCUUACAGCAGAACUGGAGACUGCAGGUUCAAAAUGUCUACAUCUGGAUACAAAGAACCAAAUUCUUCAAGAGGAGUUGUUAUCUAUGAAAACAGUACAAAAGAAAUGUGAAAAACUACAGAAGAAUAAAAAGAAGUUGGAACAAGAAGUGAUCAACCUGAGAAGUCAUAUAGAAAGGAAUAUGGUAGAACUUGGUCAAGUCAAACAGUAUAAACAGGAGAUUGAAGAAAGAGCAAGACAGGAAAUAGCAGAAAAAUUAAAAGAAGUCAAUCUAUUUUUACAGGCACAAGCAGCAUCUCAAGAAAACUUAGAGCAGUUUAGAGAGAAUAAUUUUGCUUCAAUGAAAAGUCAGAUGGAACUCAGAAUUAAAGAUCUGGAAUCUGAACUCUCCAAAAUAAAAACUUCUCAAGAAGACUUUAAUAAAACCGAACUGGAAAAAUAUAAGCAACUCUAUCUAGAAGAAUUAAAAGUUAGAAAAUCUUUGUCAAGUAAACUAACCAAAACUAAUGAGAGGCUAGCAGAGGUCAACACCAAACUUCUUGUGGAAAAACAGCAGAGCAGAUCUUUGUUCACCACUCUCACUACCAGGCCAGUCAUGGAGCCACCUUGUGUGGGAAAUCUUAAUAAUAGUUUAGAUCUCAACAGAAAACUUAUUCCAAGAGAAAACUUAGUGAUCUCUACCUCAAAUCCACGGGCUUCAAAUAAUAGCAUGGAGAACUACUUGAGCAAGAUGCAGCAGGAGUUGGAAAAAAAUAUAACUAGAGAACUCAAAGAAGGUACAUCCCCAGCUUACUCCGACCUCUCUGAACUUCCUGGACCAGAUCUGUUUCCUCUGCCUGCAUGCUCUAGCCUACCAUCUUCCUCUCCUUGUCUGCUACUCACUCAACAGAAGGCAACAGGGUGGUCUACUUCUACAACUCCGUCUCCUGAUGAUUUCACAACAGUCUCCCUGGCAGCCUUUCAUCUGGAAGAAGUGGAAAAGGGGGAACCUGUAGGAACAUCUCUCAUGAUCACACCAUAUAGGGAAUGACCAGUAACAGCUGCCAAUCAGAUUAAUCAAACAUGGAAAAAAAAGAUGAGGUUGCAAUUGGGGGAAUAGGAUGCAAUUUUCCAGGAGAUUGAAUGAAUUUGACAAUAACUUGUUUGGAAUUAGUGACUUGGAAGCUGAAUGUCUGGAUCCUCAGCAGAAAUUGCUUCUGGAAUGCACCUAUGGAGCCCUGGAGAGUGCUGGAGUCCCUGCCAAGGAGGUGGCUGGUUCCAGGACAGGAGUCUUCAUUGAGUCUAAACGGGAUCUGGAUCCCUAAGGAACUUCUUGGAGCCAAUUGAAAUCUGAGAUUUCCUACUCCCAGAUGUCUUUUGAAAUUAACUUCGGAUCCAGGGCAGGUACCCUCUAGGUAUUAUGAAUCAAGACUAUGAAUUUAUGUCCCGUAGAACUCCAAGAAUGCAAACCACCGUAAUGCCACUGGAUCUGCAAUGAGCAUAGCUGCUAACAGGAUUUCUUAUGUGUUUAACCUAACUGGCCCCUCUUUUGCUAUAGAUUCUGCAUGCUCAUCAUCUUUUGUUGCACUGUACUACGCCUUCCUUGCAAUUAAACAAGCAUAUUUUCCUUGUAAGACCACUUUAAGAUGAAACUGAGUAAGUAUCAAAGUGUGAUUUCUAAGAAUGACAUCUCUAAAUAUUUGAAUUUUAAACACAGAUAGUCAUUUAUAAUUAGACUAAUAAUAUUAACUUUAAAAAAUUAUUUUAAACAAAUAUUUUAGUGAGUUAAGUAUUUGUGUUAUGAAAAAAUAUUGCCUAACCUUUGAAACUGCUACAAGACGUACUCUUGAUUUGAAAGGAGUUGGGAAGGAGAUUGAAAAAAAUACAGUUUCCACUUUAUGAACAUAAUUUUCUUCCACAGGAUCAACAGGAACCACAGCUGAUAAAAUAAAACAGCCUUCUUAAUGUUCUCACUUGUUGCAUACACAGGACUAAUAUCCCUUAGAAAGUGUAUGGUUCUUCAAGAAACUCAAGUCACUAUUUUCUUUAUGCUUUGUUAUUUAAAGGCUACUUUGCCAUUUCAACACGAUCUAGCCAACAUUCAUUUAGGACAGUACAUGGAACUGUUCAAGAGGCUAGGAAAUGGAAAAAGUUUAAUACAGGAAGACACAUACCCUGUCUUCAAAGAUCUUCUCACUCAUGGAAGGCAAAUUGGAUUGGAACAUAUUUAUACACAUAUAUAUAUAUACACACACAUAUAUACACAUAUAUGUACAUAUAUACAUACACACAUAUAUAUAUAUUUUUUUUUUUGAGAUGGAGUUUCUCUCUUGUUGCACAGGCUAGAGUGCAAUGGUGCGAUCUCGGCUCACUGCAACCUCCGCCUCCUAGGUUCAAGCCAUUAUCCUGCCUCAGCCUCCCAAGUAGCUGGGAUUACAGGCAUGUGCCACCACGACCGGCUAAUUUUGUACUUUUAGUAGAGAUGGGGUUUCACCAUGUUGGUCAGGCUGGUCUCAAACUCCUGACCUCAGGUGAUCUGCUCACCUCGGCCUCCCAAAGUGCUGGGAUUAUGGGCAUGAGCUACUGCGCCCAACCCCAAAAUAUAUAUUUUUAAAUGGAGGUGAGCUGCAUUAUAGAAUUACAAGUAUAGUACUAGUUAAUUCAAUGGAACCAAAAUCCAUCAGGCACACAAUCACAUGCAUUCUGCCCUUUGGAAACACAAUUAGCUAAAGGAAACAGAUGGACAAGAGACAUAAAUAACUUUAAGACCAGGCAAUACAUGGCUUACUAGAUGCACAAAACUGCUAUAGAUCCCGCAUUUGAUAGCUGCCCGCCCACAAAGCUAAAAGUUUAGAAAUUGCCUCUGCAGAGACAAACUAUGUUUCAUAAAGUCCAUACACUAAAACACAUGUACCAUAUUUUAAAAGCUGUAGAGGAAAAGAAAGCUUUGAACAUGCUUUAGAUUCUCAGAACAUAUCUACUCUUAUUUUAUAAACAAUACCUAAACUCGUAAUCUGUUUUUCCAAUCCAAAGCAAUUAAAACAAAAACAAAUAGAAGAGAGUAGGUGUAUUAAUACAACUAUAAGACUAAGGGACAAGAAAACCUGUUUCUGGAUACAGAUUUAUUGUCAAAGUGUAUCACCAAAUUAUUUAAUAAACAUAAUAGAAAUCCAAUUAAUACGCUAGCAGGAUUUUUUUUUUAAGAAAUAGACAAUCUUAGUGUACAAAUCUGAAAAAAUAAACAGGUAAGUUUUUUUAAGCAAGAGAAACAAGUUUGCUUAUGUUAAAAGAAUACAAUAACUAAAAAUAUUACUGUCUUAAAAAUAGAUGCAAAGAUCAAUGGAUCUCAAUAAAAAGCACAGAAACAACCCAAAGCUAUAAAAGAAUUUCCUGUAUAGUGAAAAUGACAUUUCAAAUCACUGGAGAAAGGUAGCAUUAGGACAAUUUGCUCCCUGUCUGGAGUAAUGCCAAUUUAUUCCACCCAGGCUUAAGUGAAUUAAAUAUCAGUUACAACAGCAAUUUUCUAACUUCCUGAAAUGAAUAAUAAAAAUUGGCUAAUAUGGGCCACAUUUCACCCUUUAUAUGUCCACUUAAGACCAUGAUGUAUUACAAGGUAGCAUCCUGGGGGAAUAACUGUGUAGUCAAUCAAAAAGUGGCAGAUUUUAACAUUCACGCCAGAAAACCAGACAAUAUAAGUGAAAGAACCAACAGUGUAUUUUCUUGUUUUGUAGGAGAGCCUCUGUGUGGAAUUAACUAGAUUAUAUGAUUGACUCAAUCUCCCUUAUGAUGCUCUCACAUUGGUAGGGCAGGAGCAGCAUAUCACGUUCCAUUAGUAGUUAUAAUUUUGUACUGCUUGAUGCACGUCCCAGCAAGAUAGCUGCUGGGCAAUACAUGUGAUCACCAGCCAUGGAACAAAAAAGGCUAUUUCAGGCAUAUUAAACCCUCACCCAUGUGAUGCUUUAACAAGCUAAUAAGUCAUAGACUAAAAACCCCAGAGAAAAUUCCAAAAGCAUACUAACCCCUUCUCUUAAGAUCUCAGGAAAAUCAGUACUGGCAAAAUUAAAUUCUUUAGAAUUCAGUGUUGCAUAAGACUAUGAAAUUCACAAAAACUAACAACAAAAAUAAAGAUUAGUGAAACUAACCUUUCACUGCAAAUGUUUGAACCUUUUCUCCCAAUAAAUGUGCUUACCAGAGUAAGAUAAUUUGGAUAAUUCAUUGAUCAUUUAUCUAGUAACAUCAGGAUGAGAUGUUUCACACAGUACUGUAAACCAAGACACAGUAAUACAUAGGAUUAUUUAUUUAUUUAUUUGGAGACAGUGUCCCACUCUUUCAUCCACACUGGAGAGCAGUGGCACGAUCGCAACUCACUGCAGCCUCGAACUCUCGAACUUCUGGGCUCAAGCAAACAUCCCUGCCUCAGCCUCCUGAGUAGCUAGGGUUACAGGCACACACCACCACGCCUGGCUAAUUUUAUUUUUUGUAGAGACAGGGUCUUGCUUAUGUUGCCUAGGCUGGUCUCGAUAUCCCGGCCUCAAAUGAACCUCCCACCUCAGCCUCCCAAAUUGCUGGGAUUACAGGCAUGACCCACUCUGUCUGGCCUGGUAUUAUAUUUACAAUCUCUUUGGCUAUAAAACCUGGUCUUAUUGUAGAUAUUAUGUUUUAAACAGUAUAAUCAAUAUUAUGUUUUAAACGGUAUAAUCAAUAUUGGAAGAAAAUGUCUUCGAGGGUAGCUAACACUCUGACAUCAAUACAACAGCCUUGGUCACUUUCAGUUACACAUAGGCCAUUUUGAUCCAUCUGUAUUGGCUCUUUUCGUUUGUCUAAGGGCAGCAAAAUAGACCAAAGAUGUCUUCAGACUGCACAAGAGAAGUCUGUUCUUUAGCAGUUACCAGCAUAACUCAGAUAAUGUUUUUAACUUCCUCAACUCAUGCUUGGCCUAGUUGGGUCAAAAGAACUACUUGUGAAUGCCGUAUGUCCAAUUGGUAGGUUACUGUUUUUUCUCAAGAGUUUAGCUAUACAGUAAUGUUGGAAGUCUUGAGGAACUUCAUCUGCUGUCCCUACUUAGCCUUGCAAUACUACAGCAUCUUUGUUUUAUUUUAUUAUUAUUUUUUAAGAGAGAGUCUCGCUUUGUCGCCUAUGCUGGUGUGCAGUGGCGCAAGCUUGGCUAUUGUUCAAUCAGUAUCAGUUUUAUUGGAAAAUCUCAUAGAAGAAAAAAACAAAUAAUUAUUUCAAUAAAUGUCAAAAAGGCUCUUGAUGAAAUUCAACAUCAAGGUGCCCAAAACCUUGAUAAAAGGUGCCCAAAACCUACAGCAAAGGGCAUAUUUAACAAUAAAGCAUGAACAGAAAUGUCAUUUGCAUUCAUAAAACCCAGGAUUUGUUUUAAUCAGUAAUGGCAAGACACACAAACACAGAAAUGACUGUCAUGAGGGAAGUAGUUUAUUUUUCUACUCACAGUUCCCUAGAAGCUGUGGGCACAGCACACCACAAGCAGAAGGACAGGGAAACAUCAAGGUCAGUCAGGAGGCAGCGUCAAUGGGGGAAAACGUGGGAAAGAGGCUUUAUUGCAGUUCCAUGGGACGGGACAAGCAAGUCAGGUCAAUCAGGCUUAGCAUUGGCUAGUUUGAAUAAUUUCAUUGGCUCCUGGAAAGAAGAGGCUGCUAUCUGGCCCUGAAGAAAUUAGGGAAGUAGAAUAGUGGCCAGAAUUGUGAGAGUGAUAAGGAACAUUAAGACUGCAAAAGAGAUAAACAGAGAUAAAGAAGAAUAAAGAGUGAUGAAGAGAUGAGAAAGAAGGGGGUAUAAACUCUGGGUUGGUUGGGUUAUAGUAGGAAAGUCAUGCAUGCAGGCAAGUUGUUUAUUACAUCCAGCAAUUAGCUUAUCCUGAGAGGGGCAGUCCCUCCAGGGUCAACAAGGCCCAAAUGUCAAAGCAUCAAAUUUAGAAAAUAAGAGAUAUGACUAAUACACCGUUAAAGUCAGUAUUAUAAUUAAUAUUAUUCAACAUUAUCCAACAUUAUCCUGGAGUCUCUAGCCAAUGCAUACAACAGCAAAACCACUAAGAUAAACAAAUAUAUGAAUGGAAAAGACAGACUUUUAAAUUCUCAGGCGAUGUAUCUACUUAAAAUUUUAAAACAAAGUCAAACAAUCCAUUAAAAGCUAUUAAGUAUAGAAACUAAAAACUGUCCUGUGUACUAUAUAUCAGUGAAGCUCAUUUAUAAAAUGUAGUAUAAAAGGUGAGUCACAAGAGCAACAAGAACUAAAAUAUUUUUAGAAUUGCUAGAAAAUUUCAAAUCUAUAUAAGGAAAAUUGUAAAUAUUUAUUGCAGGUAUAAAAGAAAACAUCAGGAAAAAAAGAGGCACAGAUCAUCACUGCUCCACCUAAUUUCAAUAACCAUGAUUUAAUUAAAUAACGUAAGUACCCCAACAUGGUUCCAAAUUCAGUUCAACUGUGAGUGAUUACACAAAGUACAAACUUUGUGUGAGCUCUUCAGUCCACAAAUCACAACAUAAAUAACAGAAGCAAUCAUGAUCAGUGACCCAUCAUUUCUUUCAAAGUAUGAGGUUGUCAAUCACUGCAUAUUUGUUACUGAGUUUAUACAGAGAGCAAAGCAUGUCACUGUCUUGCCUCCUUGUCUCCCAGGGAGAAGCCCACAUGACAUUUUACAAAAAUGAAUAACCAAAGAGGGAAGUGGUCAACAAACAUGAAACUGCAAAAAAAAAAAAAAAAAAGAAAAAGAAAAGAAAAGAAAAAAGAAAAGGGAUAAUACAAAGUGAAAAUCAAAUGGAACAUAAAUGUAGUUAUAGAAGAAAUAGUGGCCAUUCACUGAGGCAGUUGUAUUCUUGGUAUUUCAAUUAUUUUUGACAAAUAAAUCAAUUCUGAAUCAGACUGAAGCUCUAUAUUUACAGAAAUACAGGAGGCACAGACACGUGUUGUGUUAGGUUGCUUUUCUGUUGCUAUAAAGAAAUACCUGAGACUGGGUCAUUUAUAAAGAAAAAAGGUUUAACUGGCUCACAGGUCUGCAGGCUUUACUGGAAGCAUGGUGCUGGCAUCUGCUCAGCUUUUGGGGAGGCCUCAGGAGGCUUCCAUUCAUGGGAAAAGGCAAAGUGGGAGCAGGCUUCUCACAUGGAGAGACUGGGAGCAAGAGAGCAAGCAGAGGAGGUGCCACACACUUUUAAACAACAGAUCUCCUGAGAACUCACUCAUUAUCAGUGGGACAGCACCAAGUUAUGAGGAAUCUGUCCCCAUGACCCAAACACCUCCCACAAGACCCCACCUCCAACAUUGGGGAUUACACCUCAACAUGAGUAUAUUAGUACGUUUUCACACUGCUAUAAAGAAACUACCUGAGACUGGAUAAUUUAUAAAGGAAGGUUUAAUUGACUCACAGUUAUGCAUGGCUCUGGAGGCCUCAGGAAACUUACAAUCAUCACAGAGGGUGAAGGAGAAGCAAAGCACAUCUUACAUGGCAGCAGGAGAGAGAGAGAGCAAAGAGGAAAUGCCAGACAAUUAUUAAACUACCAUAUGUCAUGAGAACUCUCUCACUAUCACAAGAACAGCAUGGGAAAACUGCUCCCAUGAUCCAAUCACCUCCCCACAAGUCCCUGCAUCCACACAUGGGGGUCAUAAUUCAAGAUGAGAUCUGGGUGGGGACAUAGAGCCAAACCAUAUCAAUGAGAUUUGGAGGGGACGUCCAAACUGUAUCACAGGUUCAAUAAAUAAUACCAUAGAAUGCAAUCAGAAAAAUGCAGAAUGCUGAAAUACCACAGGAUAAAUAAUCUGGUUUUUUCAAUCAUAACUAAAGGAACCAAUAGAUUGUAAGUGAAAAAAGGUGUAGGUGACAUAAGUAGGUGAUAAACUCAAAGAUAUCAAAGGAAGCUUAAGACAUAUUAUCAUCUAAUUUUAAUGUAUACUCCUUAUUCAGAUCCCAAUUAAAAUAACUAUAAGAGGCUGGGCACGGUGGGUCACACCUGUAAUCCCAGCACUUUGGGAGGUCGAGGAGGGUGGAUCACGAGGUCAGGAGUUCAAGGCCAGCCUGGCCACGAUGGUGAAAGCCCAUCUCUACUAAAAAUACAAAAAUUAGCCAGGCGUGGUGGCAGGCACCUGUAAUCCCAGCUACUUGGGAGGCUGAGGCAGAGAAUUGCUUGAACCCAGAAGGUGGAAACUGCAUUAAGCCGAAAUCUCGCCACUGCACUCCAGCCUGGGCGACAGAGUGAGACACUGGUCAAAAAUAAAUAAAUUAAUAAAUAAAUUAAUUAAUAUAACUAUAAGAUAAUGAUGAUAAUUAUAAGAAAAUAGGAAAAUCUUGAAAACUGAAUAAUGUGAUACAUUAGGAGUUACUACUAAUUUGUCUCAAGGUCAUAUGAUGUCAUGGACUGUUUGUAUUUUAAGUCAUUAAUAUUUAGAGAUGCAAACACAAAUAUUUGUAGAGGAAAUGAAACAAUGUCUGUAUUUUCCAAAAAAAUGAGGACAUGUAUAUCAUACUUCAAUUAAGGCAACAAUGAGGAAUAUGGGGGAAGGGUGUGGAGGUGUAGGUGAAGCAAAAUUGGCAAGGUAUUAAUCACUAGUAAGCUGAUUAAAUGGUAAAUUAGGUUCAUUAAACCAUUAAAAUUUUCUGUACCUUAGUAAAUGUUUGAAAAUUCUAUAAUAGAAUAAAAAACUCUAGGAGCAUAAUAAAACUAAAUACCCACUGAUAUGCCCCAAAGUGCUGAAUUUACAGUAAAUACUAGAUCAGUAUUUAAUAAUGCAUUUUUUUUAGAUGGCGUUUCACUCUUGUUGCCCAGGCUGGAGUGCAAUGGUGAGAUUUCGGCUCACUGCAACCUCCGCCUCCCGGGUUCAAGCGAUUCUCCUGCCUCAGCCUCCCAAGUAGCUGGGAUUACAGGCAACCACCACCACGCCCAGCUAAUUUUUUUGGGGGGUCUUUUUAGUAGAGAAAGGGUUUCACCAUGUUGGCCAGGCUAGUCUUGAACUUCUGACCUUAGGUGAUCCACCCACCUCGUCCUCCCAAAGUGCUGGGAUUACAGGCGUGAGCCAGCACACUUUUGAUUACAACUGUCAUAAGAUCUUGUAACCAUUGAGAAUAACUCAUGUGGUUUAUCAAAAACACCUUAUUAUUCCAUUAAACCUACUGAAUAGAACAAAAAUGAUCAUAAAGAUAUUUCAAAGAAUAUGUUCCAAUUUAAUUGGCUCAAAAUAUUCACGUAUAUAAUCAUUAUUACCAAAUGAGGGAUUGGCAUCAAAAUGUGGAUGAUCAAAAAUAAUUUGUUAAACAGAUUAUUCUAUGUUGUGUAUAGUGAUAGAAUAAUUCUUUAAUUAUUUUUCCCGAAUGAAGUCUGAGAUCUUUAGCCCAAGAAGGAGUAGGUGAGUCUUAGCCUGCUUUCUUGGCUAUUGAAUGCUUCUCGAAAGGAUGCCGAAGAACUUGCUGGAGAAGAUGUACCUGGUAAAUAACGUGGGCAGAUAAAUGUUGAUUAUAAUUACCCAGGACCCUGAUGAAUUUCUACAUUUCUAAAAGGCAAGGUCAAUUUUAAAUGUUUAAAAAUGUUUCUACUUUGGGAAGCAGAAGCAGGCAGAUCACUGGAGGUCAGGAGUUGAAGACCAGCCUGGCAAACAUUGUGAAACCUUGUCUGUAUUAAAAACGCAAAAAUUAGCUGGGCAUGGAGGCGUCUGCCUGGACUCCCAGCUACUUGGGAAUUUGAUGCAGGAGAAUGGCUUGAAACUGAAUGUGGAGGACGCAGUGAGCCGAGAUCACGACACUAUACUCCAGCCUGGGCAACAAAGCUAGAUUGUCUCAUAUCGAACAAACAGCAAUAAAAGUUCAUACAUUUUGUUUUAUGAAAAAUCUCAACUCUACUUCUUACUUAGAAUUGUUAUUAUUGCACAGAAGUUCCUUAAGUAUUAUUUUUAUACUAAACUAAGAGAAGGAAUAUGUACACUGUCACGGAGAGUACACAUAUAUCCCAUCAUUUUAAGAUCCCUUUACUGCAUUAAGAGAAUUCUAAUUUUCUAACAUAUUUAGCAAAAAAAAGAAGGUCAAUGAUUUGCAAUCUUUCCAAAUGAAGGGCAUGAAUUCCAGCUCAUGCCGCUUCCUCACUGAGAAUUUGGCUCUAUGAUAAUAAACUGAGGCACCAACGACACACUUCUUUCAACAAUAAAUCAAAGAUUGAAAUGUU
Messenger RNA from Homo sapiens (human), 15604 nucleotides. It is a transcript of the gene ANKRD26, whose product is annotated as ankyrin repeat domain 26. NCBI's taxonomy places the organism in Eukaryota, Metazoa, Chordata, Mammalia, Primates, Hominidae. The transcript is spliced from 41 exons. The coding region runs from base 169 to 6495 and encodes 2108 amino acids. The record is from RefSeq and is a predicted model, not a curated record.